Messenger RNA from Podarcis raffonei (Aeolian wall lizard), 4960 nucleotides. It is a transcript of the gene CYFIP1, whose product is annotated as cytoplasmic FMR1 interacting protein 1. The transcript has 31 exons. The coding region runs from base 245 to 4006 and encodes 1253 amino acids. Gene Ontology annotation, molecular function: RNA 7-methylguanosine cap binding; small GTPase binding. Lineage: Eukaryota; Metazoa; Chordata; Lepidosauria; Squamata; Lacertidae. Gene Ontology annotation, biological process: lamellipodium assembly; modification of synaptic structure; regulation of translation. The record is from RefSeq and is a predicted model, not a curated record. Gene Ontology annotation, cellular component: synapse; SCAR complex; neuron projection.
GCGGGUUUGGGACGGGACGGGGGAGGAGCUGCAGGAAAGGGUGUUUCCUGGCACGGUUUCCUUGUUUGAGUGACUCAGACAGGAAACUCCCUGCUUCGUGCGGCCCUGGGAAAAGGAAAGCGGCCCUGGCGAGGACCCCUCCGCCGACGCAGAGGCACCCUCUCCCCGUUGCGCUCGAGGGGGGAAGCGGCGCCUCAGGGAGAGCAGUGCCGGGGGCUCCGCGGGCUCCAAGCGGAGAACCAAAAUGACUGCCCAAGUUACCUUGGAGGACGCUUUGUCCAAUGUAGAUCUCUUGGAAGAAUUGCCACUGCCAGACCAACAACCAUGCAUUGAGCCCCCUCCAUCAUCCUUGCUUUAUCAGCCAAAUUUCAACACCAAUUUUGAAGACAGAAAUGCAUUUGUCACAGGCAUUGCAAGAUACAUCGAACAGGCAACUGUUCAUUCUAAUAUGAACGAAAUGUUGGAAGAAGGGCAAGAAUAUGCUGUCAUGCUGUAUACAUGGAGAAGCUGCUCAAGAGCCAUUCCUCAGGUGAAAUGUAAUGAGCAGCCAAACAGAGUGGAAAUUUAUGAAAAAACAGUGGAAGUGCUGGAGCCAGAGGUCACAAAACUGAUGAAUUUUAUGUACUUUCAGAGAAAUGCAAUCGAAAGAUUCUGUGGAGAGGUGAAGCGCUUGUGUCAUGCCGAGAGGAGGAAGGACUUUGUGUCUGAAGCAUAUCUGAUCACUCUUGGAAAGUUUAUCAACAUGUUUGCUGUUUUGGAUGAGCUGAAAAAUAUGAAGUGCAGUGUGAAAAAUGACCAUUCGGCCUACAAACGGGCUGCCCAAUUUCUGCGUAAAAUGGCCGACCCUCAGUCUAUCCAAGAAUCCCAGAACCUCUCCAUGUUUCUUGCUAAUCACAAUAAGAUUACGCAGUCUUUACAGCAACAACUUGAGGUGAUUCCUGGCUAUGAAGAGCUGCUUGCUGAUAUUGUGAAUUUAUGCGUGGAUUACUAUGAAAACAAAAUGUAUCUAACACCUAGUGAGAAGCACAUGCUCCUAAAAGUAAUGGGUUUUGGUUUGUAUCUGAUGGAUGGCAGUGUCAGUAACAUUUAUAAGCUGGAUGCCAAGAAAAGGAUAAAUCUGAACAAGAUUGACAAGUUUUUUAAGCAGCUGCAAGUAGUUCCACUGUUUGGCGACAUGCAGAUCGAACUGGCGAGAUACAUUAAGACUAGUGCUCACUAUGAAGAAAAUAAAUCUAGGUGGACAUGCACUUCUUCCAGCAGCAGUCCCCAGUACAAUAUCUGUGAGCAAAUGAUCCAGAUAAGAGAUGACCACAUGCGUUUUAUUUCGGAACUGGCUCGUUACAGCAAUAGUGAGGUAGUGACUGGAUCAGGCCGCCAAGAAGCUCAGAAGACCGAUGCUGAGUAUCGGAAGCUCUUUGACCUUUCUCUCCAAGGUCUUCAACUUCUGUCUCAGUGGAGUGCACAUGUUAUGGAAGUGUAUUCUUGGAAGCUGGUGCACCCAACGGACAAAUAUUCCAACAAAGAUUGUCCAGACAAUGCAGAAGAGUACGAAAGAGCAACACGAUACAAUUAUACCAGUGAAGAGAAGUUUGCUCUUGUUGAGGUUAUAGCAAUGAUUAAAGGGCUGCAGGUUUUAAUGGGGAGGAUGGAAAGCGUCUUCAAUCAUGCCAUUCGCCAUACCAUCUAUGCCGCGCUCCAGGAUUUCGCCCAGAUUACACUUAGAGAACCAUUGAGACAGGCCAUCAAGAAGAAGAAGAAUGUCAUCCAAAGCGUUCUCCAGGCGAUCAGAAAGACUGUGUGCGACUGGGAAGGUGGCCGUGAGCCGUUUAAUGACCCUGCGCUGAGGGGAGAGAAGGAUCCCAAAAGUGGCUUUGAUGUCAAAGUCCCGAGACGAGCAGUGGGCCCCUCCAGUACCCAGCUUUACAUGGUGAGAACCAUGUUAGAGUCCCUCAUUGCUGACAAAAGUGGCUCCAAGAAAACUUUGAGAAGUAGCCUUGAGGGGCCCACCAUAUUGGACAUAGAAAAAUUCCACCGAGAGUCUUUCUUCUACACUCACUUGAUAAAUUUCAGUGAAACCCUGCAGCAGUGCUGUGACUUGUCCCAGCUGUGGUUCAGGGAGUUCUUUUUGGAGUUGACAAUGGGCAGAAGGAUCCAAUUUCCCAUCGAGAUGUCUAUGCCUUGGAUUCUGACCGACCACAUUUUGGAGACCAAGGAAGCAUCGAUGAUGGAAUACGUUCUGUAUUCUUUGGAUCUUUAUAAUGACAGUGCUCACUACGCACUUACCAAAUUCAAGAAGCAGUUCCUCUAUGAUGAAAUUGAGGCAGAGGUCAAUUUGUGCUUUGAUCAGUUUGUCUACAAGCUGGCAGACCAGAUAUUUGGAUACUACAAGGUGAUGGCAGGAAGCCUGCUUUUAGAUAAACGGUUAAGAUCAGAAUGCAAGAAUCAGGGAGCAACGAUUCCCUUGCUAACAUCUAACCGGUAUAAUACACUCCUAAAGCAGAGACAUGUUCAGCUUCUUGGUCGGUCAAUAGAUCUGAACCGCCUGAUCACUCAGCGAAUUUCAGCAGCCAUGUACAAAUCCAUGGAACUAGCCAUCGGUCGGUUUGAGAGUGAGGACUUGACCUCCAUCGUCGAAUUGGAUGGACUGGUUGAAAUAAACAAGUUGACACACAAGCUUCUGAGCAGAUACAUGACUCUAGACAGUUUUGAUGCCAUGUUUAGAGAAGCCAACCAUAAUGUAUCUGCUCCAUAUGGAAGAAUCACCCUUCACGUCUUUUGGGAGCUCAAUUACGAUUUUCUUCCGAAUUACUGCUACAACGGGUCCACUAACAGGUUUGUUCGAACAGUACUACCGUUUUCCCAGGAAUUCCAGAGAGAUAAGCAGCCUAAUGCACAGCCACAAUAUCUGCAUGGAUCAAAGGCUUUGAAUCUGGCCUACUCCAGUAUUUAUAGCAAUUACAGGAAUUUUGUUGGCCCUCCCCAUUUCAAAGUCAUCUGCAGACUCCUGGGAUACCAAGGCAUUGCUGUGGUAAUGGAAGAGUUACUGAAAGUCGUCAAGAGCCUGCUCCAAGGCACCAUUCUGCAAUAUGUGAAGACGUUAAUGGAAGUGAUGCCGAAAAUCUGUAGGUUACCCAGACAUGAGUAUGGCUCCCCGGGUAUUCUGGAAUUCUUCCAUCACCAGCUGAAGGAUAUUGUUGAGUAUGCGGAACUGAAAACUGUCUGUUUCCAGAAUCUGCGGGAAGUGGGAAACGCUAUCCUUUUCUGCCUCCUCAUUGAACAGAGCUUGUCACUGGAGGAAGUGUGUGAUCUGUUGCAUGCUGCACCAUUCCAGAAUAUUUUGCCAAGAGUUCAUGUCAAAGAGGGUGAAAGACUGGAUGCUAAAAUGAAGAGACUAGAAUCAAAGUAUGCUCCACUCCACCUCGUUCCACUGAUUGAAAGGCUAGGAACACCUCAGCAAAUCGCCAUCGCAAGAGAAGGAGACUUGCUGACCAAGGAGCGCCUCUGCUGUGGGCUGUCCAUGUUUGAAGUCAUCUUGACCAGGAUUCGAACCUUCCUCGAUGACCCAAUCUGGCGUGGGCCUCUCCCCAGCAACGGUGUGAUGCAUGUUGACGAAUGCGUGGAAUUCCACCGCUUGUGGAGCGCAAUGCAGUUUGUGUACUGCAUUCCUGUGGGGACUCAUGAGUUUACCGUUGAGCAGUGUUUCGGAGAUGGGCUGCACUGGGCUGGCUGUAUGAUAAUUGUGCUUUUGGGACAACAGCGUCGGUUUGACGUGCUGGAUUUCUGCUACCACUUACUGAAAGUACAGAAACACGACGGCAAAGAUGAGGUCAUAAAGAAUGUGCCUUUGAAGAAAAUGGUUGAGAGAAUCCGCAAGUUCCAGAUCCUGAACGAUGAGAUCAUUACUAUAUUGGACAAGUAUUUGAAAUCUGGUGACGGAGAAGGCACUCCCGUGGAGCAUGUCCGCUGCUUCCAGCCUCCCAUUCAUCAGUCGCUGGCCAGUAACUAGGAAAGAUCCACUUUUCUCUUUUCCUUUGGAAAGUAUACCUGCUGCACCACAAUGCCAGACAAGAUUUGAUGGCUAAGGGGAGUAUUAUCUUGACCAUCACUGUUUUCUAGUAUUGCCUGAGCACCUUCUGUGAGGACCAGGUCUUUAGCUGUUUCCGAGCAUAAUAACUGUACACAGUUCUCAGUUUUUUAGACUAUUUUUUAUGUACUUUUGAUAAAAGGCUUUCGACUGCAGCCUCUUUUUUAGCCUUAAAAUCCUUUGCAUUUCUCCAGCUGUUGUAAUCAUUCUAGAGAGGUUUAUAGUGUAUGGGGUCUUCUUCCAUUUGUCCACUUACUAGCAAGAAUGAAAAGUUGUCCUUUUCAGGGGUGUCUUUUUUUUGGUAAUUUUCAUGUGUAACAGAAGCAUUACCCUGCUUUGCUAGCCUUUACGGGAAACGCCCUAUUUUGUAACUCCUCAAGUGUCUUUCAUCACUGGAAUGUUCUUUCUCGGAACAUCUGUAGCCCCAAUAUCUUUGGAAAUAAAGGUUUUAAAGGGGCCGUUUUUAAAAGAUUAUAAGAUGGAAGUAAUUAAUGGUUUUAAUAUGUAGAGUGUCUGCCUGUGCAGACUUAAUGGCUCCUGCUGCUGCUUUUUUAGCUUUUAAAAUAAAAUGGGGAGAGAUCUGAAUACCAUUUUCCACAUUGGACGCAAACAAAGCAGCUGUGUGAGUCACUCUACAACUAUAUAUAGAGCAUACUUUGGUUUGAUAGAAUUUAGAAUUAUACCCUUUUCAAGUUUUGUUUUGUUUUUGUUUUUGUUUUGGUUCAUUCUUAGAAUAGGACUCUACCUUUCCUAACACUUAGCCUCUUUCCAAUGCCAAGCUUGGUGAAUAUUUAUAAUUUUACUUUUGUGAAUCAUGGGUCAGUAGUUUAACUACUUCUGAAGCUAAAUUCUGAAUUAAAACAUGUUAAAAGACAA